AUGAUGAACGACCCCAGUCACAAAGCUAUGCUAUAUUUCCUUGAAGUUCUCAUGAAUUCUGAAACUCCUUUGACUGUUGAACAGCUGGCUGCCCGAUUUUCGAACAAGUCCUUCUCCAAUGAAAUGCGAGAAGCUUGUGGUGGUGGAAAGGUAGAAGCCUUGAAGGAAUUCCUUCUCAAAUAUCCCUCGCUCUUCACUGUUAAACCUACGGGACUAGUCAGUGCUGUGGCCAUCGAAAUGCCCGGUUUUGAUGAAAUUUCAGAAGCCAGUAUUGAUAUGGACAAUCUCUCUAUUAAACAAAAUCCUCCAAACACAUAUUCGUCUAUAUCAUCGGUGACCAAACCAGAACAAAGAACUGCUAGUGCGUCGUCAAAUGAUGCAGUAGCAAGUACACCGGCUACACCCUUGAAAUCAUCACUUAAAAGCUCUAGCAAUGGAGGUAGUUCAACGAAUGAAGCAAAGCCUGUUGGAAUUUACCAGCCUCCAAUUUUGCGAGCUCAAGCUGCUGCAGCAGCAGCGGCCGCGCAGAACAGGAACUCUCACAUCUGUGAGAUGUGUUCAAUGGCUGCUCAUGUAGCCACAACAGCGGCCACGACUGUUGUUCAUUGUCCAUUCACAGAAAUGAACUGUAUGGGACACCACCAUGGUCAUUACCGUGGGCAGAGAUUCAACCCUAACAUGCUCAAGCAUGCACACACCGCAACUGCUACCAGUCACUGUUGCUGCUCCAGUGAUCAUAACUCAUCAUUCUUUCGGGGAACGGGAAAUAAAGUCUCAUCAUGUCCACAAAUGGCGAACUUUGCCUUGGAAACAGAAGCUGUCAAAUUUUUCCAGCAGCGUCUGAGUAGAAGAGAAGAAAGAUGGGUCCCAAUUAAAAGUUUGGCGGGCCAUCUUUCGCAAGCCUCCGCAGAGGUCCGUUCAAUUGUUGGACCCCAGUUGGAAUUUCGACGCUUCCUCCUGAAGCAUCCUCAUGUAUUUGAGGUCCAAGGUGAUCUAGUUGGUCUCAAAGAUCCCCUCUUUGUUCCUUCGUCUCUGUCAUCUAAACGACCGAAGUCUUUCGCGGGCAGUUGCAUUAAUAGCCAAUCAUCCACCAGUCUCUCUACUCUGAAUCUUCGUGGAGGUAUUGGAGCAAGCGGCCUCAACAAUGCCCAAAAGGUCUCUAGACCAAAAUCUCUCAUCAUAUUGUCUCAAAACUCAUCAGCUACUGUAUCUGCACCUAUUCGACGUCUUGGAAACCCUCCGAGUGGAUCUGAACAUUUUCUCCUUGGUCGAGAUCUUGAAAGCCUAACCACUUCAGCAAUGAAUAGUAACCGACUUAAGAAUUCGGGAAGUGGUCAGAAUUCAGUAAGAUAUAACACUUCUCCGAUUGAGACUCUAAGUACUUCGGUUCGACAACCGGGUAGAAGAAGUCGAGGACAAGAAACUGACACAAGUUGUUCAAGUGGAAGUAUCUGUAUUCGGAUGACUGCAAAUGAAUAUCGGGCAAUUAUGUUCCUUCGAAAAGUCUUAGCCAAAAAGGGGGGAGGUCCAGGACAAGCGGGGCUUUCCUACAUGCAACUCAUGCAAAUACUAUCCGCUAAAGCACCCGAAACUGUUCAGAGUGUCAUUGGUUGGACAAAAGUUGAACUUGCAGAAUUCAUCCUUCAGCAUCCAAUCUUCUUCGAAGUUCACGAAUCCACGGAUGGAAUGGAUACCACUCAACCGGUGACUGUAGUUACAAAUCGACGUGUCCUCAAAAUGAUUAAUAUCGUCAUUACUGGAAACAAACCGUUGGAUUCAGGGGUUCGAACUAUGACUAAUCGGUGUGGACGAGUAUUCCACGUGGCUAAACUCUGGGGAAUUAUCGAUCUGGGCAAACACGAACAUGUCUUCUUCGAUAAGUCGAUACUCAAGUAUGUGGAUGAUCUCCAGAAACACUUCAAAGUCAACGAAACCCUCUACUUCAAUGCUAUUCUCGCACCGAAAGAGUCUCGUGCAAAAUGGCGAGCAACUCAGGUAUGGAAAGAGUGUGACAAGGAGAUCAUGGAGAAGUAUAGUGGAAGUGCUUUCACUGACCGAAGUAGCUCUAGAACUGGUAAUUCUCAUUCAAAUGUUGGAAGCGCCUCAACUGAAAAUGUCGCUAGCAACGAGCGGGGUGAAGGAGAAGGGUCAAAUGAUGCUGUAAAGACGCAGAUUGACUCCGAUUCUUCGGAUUAUGGCUUAGUAGAUGAGGAAGAAGUUGAAGAGGAAUUGGGAGAAGCUUCGGCAAUCGCUCGUGCCGAAGGAUUAAACCUCGCAAAUGACAUCAAAUUCCUUUCUGACGACGUGGAGGCGGAAUUGGAACGUAUCUUGGGUCCAAAUCAGGCUUCUGCCACGACUACGACAAACAACAAAAGUCGAGUUCUCAACGAUGUUUCAGACGAGGAUACAAGUAUUACCGGCUGUAUAGAGGACAUUAGUGUCAAUUUCUCUGGCCAUGGUAGUUUGUCAGAGAAGUUUCCACCCUAUGUUACUUCAACUACACCAAAAGUGAAGAAGACCUCGGUAGCCACAGCCGAUUCACCCCUAAGUGAGCGGUCAUCUAUUGCUGUUCAAACUCUCUCGACUGGAGAUAUUAUGGCUACUCAAAUCUUCCAUGACUAG
This is a messenger RNA of Rodentolepis nana, 2622 nucleotides long. Lineage: Eukaryota; Metazoa; Platyhelminthes; Cestoda; Cyclophyllidea; Hymenolepididae. The record is from the annotation of a GenBank genome assembly.